This is a messenger RNA of Ceratotherium simum simum (southern white rhinoceros), 1895 nucleotides long. Lineage: Eukaryota; Metazoa; Chordata; Mammalia; Perissodactyla; Rhinocerotidae. The record is from RefSeq and is a predicted model, not a curated record.
AUAUCUUUGGAACGCCUGUUUUGCACAAGCAAAUGAGACAAAUAUUCCCUGCGCUAGGGGUGUGUGCAAUCGAAACCUUAGUCAGAUAAUCUCUUUUUCCUUAUGGUAAAGACGGCAUCUGACUGAUGAGCAGGGUGGCGAGGCCGCCGAGUGAGGCAGUGGUGCAGACCUGGGAAACAGAGGAGGAUGACAUGGCAGAAGGCGAUUUAGGGUAUGGCCACGGAAGAAGGCCCGGCAGUGUUUAUGAAGUGCAAGCUUCACAUUUAUUUACAUCUAGGAAAAGAUCAGAUGGAAAGAACUUUAGCCCUCCCCCAUUUAUGAGAAAUGGGGAAGAAAAAAGUGGUGCCAUUGUUCAGUAUUCCCAGCAUAAGAGCUUGCAAGAUACAUCUCCUGAAGGGUCCAGAAUUUCCCAUUACAGACGACAAAGUAGCACCGGUUCUAAUUCAGAAUUGUCAAAUGUAGAAUUAAAGCAACGUCUUCAGGAAACUUUAGAGGAGGUAGAAAUUUUAAAAACUGAACUUGAGGCAUCUCAAAGACAACUUGAAGGUAAACAGGAAGCAAUGAAAAUUCUUCAAAGCAUGGCAAUAUUUGGCAAAGCCACAAGUCACACCCAGGCAGUGCUUCAAAAAACUAUGGAACAAAAGAGAUCCUUGGAGAAGGAAAUAAAUGCCUUGCAGUGGGAAAUAGAAUUUGAUCAGAAUAGAUUUAAAAAUAUAGAGGAAUCUUGGACCCAAAAAUAUGACAGGCUAAACUGUGAAAAUGCAGUCCUCAAAGAAACUUUGAAACUGAAAACAGAAGAAAUUAAAAUGCUGAAAUCUGAAAAUGCAAUUUUGAAUCAACAGUAUUUGGAGGCCCUCGCCAUGCUUGAUAUCAAACAGCAGAAGAUGGCUCAGGAAAACACGUGCCAUGAUAAAAGUGGCUUCUCAGAAGUUAGAGGUCUUGAGCUUGCCAUCCUUGGAGCCUGCCUUUGUCAUGGUCCCAGAGGGAGCCCCUGUUCCUGUGCCAAAACCGCAGUGACUGCUCGGAAAAUGCUUCUGCAGCUCAAACAAGAGUUGGAACUUUUGCAGAAGAGUAAAGAAGAAGCUUACAUAAUGGCAGAUGCAUUCAGAAUUGCAUUUGAACAACAAUUAAUGAGGAAAAAUGACCAGGCACUAAGAUUGACACAAAUGGAUAAAAUGUGUAAAAAAGCAACAAAAUGGAUAAAUUGGAAGCACCUUAAAGAGGAUGGAUUACCAUCACAAAGGAGUAAGAAGACCUUAGGGCAGAAACUGUUGGGUAUGCUCCCUUCAGAAAACAGUUCUAGGAGGAUUGAAGAGCAGGAUAAUCCUCAGGAAGGCUUUACGAUGCUAAUAGAUUUGCUGAAUGAUAAAGAAGAAGCUUUGGCUCAUCAAAGAAAAGUUAGCUAUAUGCUUGCUCGGGCACUGGAAGAAAAAGACACUGCUUCAAAGGAGAACAGAGAAAAAAAUCCUCUGGAAGACAAUUUUCCAUUAAAAAACCCUUGGCAGAAAACUUCAGAAUUCUCUGUUUUGCAUGAUCCUAUACAUUCAAGUGCUCAAAUUUUUAAUUCUGUGGGCUGCAUUUGUUCAGUCCAGUGCCUUCAUACAGAUCAAAACUACACAAGAACUCUUAAAAGAUCCCGUUCUUUGCCAUCAAAUAUCAUGUUUUGAAGACAAACCAGUUGAAAUUAGAACUGAGAGCUAUUUAUACCAACAGACUUUGAAAAAGGAUUGUGUAAAUGUUGCCACAUAUUCAGAAGUUGUAUGGUUUCUGGGUAUUUCUAAAUUUUAGGAGGCAGCUUAAAUACUCCAACAUUUUCUACAAGAAAUUUAUUAGUAUUUUGUGUUGACAUACUUUAUUUAUAAAUUACUAUAUUUUAUGAAAUUUUUAGUAUUUGC